Messenger RNA from Pongo pygmaeus (Bornean orangutan), 10237 nucleotides. RefSeq names its product WD repeat-containing protein 87-like. Gene Ontology annotation, molecular function: protein binding. The record is from RefSeq and is a predicted model, not a curated record. NCBI's taxonomy places the organism in Eukaryota, Metazoa, Chordata, Mammalia, Primates, Hominidae. The transcript has 7 exons. Bases 685 to 10134 code for a protein of 3149 amino acids.
UAUAUUAGUGUCUCUACUCAUCCGGCUGUAGGAUCUCAAAUGGCCAGCCCUCAGAAAGUCACUCUGUCAUAAAAGGACAGUUUAAAUCUCACCAUCCCACCGCAAUGUAGUGACCCCUUUCCACUAUCACAAACUACCAGAUUUCCCCUGCCUCCCAGCGCUUGGCACAUUCAUGUGGGGAUUUUCAUGCUCUUCAUGUUGCUGCUUUCACUGGACAUAUAGGGGAGGGGCUGGGGGAGUCCGAGGCAUUGUGAUGUUGGAGCCAGUGACACUCUUUCUGGGGGAAAUUGUAGCUGGAGUCUGUCUCUUCUAGAACUAGUGCAUGUAAUCCUCUGUGUGUGAGCCAGGAGGCAAUGGAGAGUCAGAGGGGAAGCCUAUGAUGUUUGUAUGAUGUUAGUAACAGGUUUUCCCCAUGGGGCGAAUGUAUAUUGAGUGGCAUUGGUCCCACUGACCUCAUUAAGACAUCUGCCAUAGAUGAGAUAAAACUUUGUUCAAUCUGAGAAGUCCAAAGGAAAAAAAAGUUGAAGGGGAGAAUCUAGCUUUUUAAACACAAAGUCUCACUGUCGCCCAGGCUGGAGUGCAGUGGCGCGAUCUCGGCUCACAGCAACCUCUGCCUCCAAGGUUCAAGCGAUUCUCCUGCCUCAGCCUCUCAAAUAGCUGGGAUUACAGGUUCUGUAAUCCAAGAUGUCUAUAAAGAGCUGGGAUAUCACUAGGAAAUCAUCUUCAUCCAGACUUAUUCCUGAGUGGAAGAACUUGAAGUUCCUCAUAAAUAAGAUCCUGAAGGACAGAAAGACUGAUGAAGAACCAAAGAAUGAUGUGGUUCUACUGAGUGACUGGCCUGAGACUCUAUACCAGGAGUCUCACCAUCCCCAGAACAAGCCUUUUGUCUGCUUCUACUACUCCAUCAAGGCCAACUGUUUUGUCUCCUUAAACUGGAUGGAACCCUGUGGAAAAAUGCAGGCAGUACUUUGGAUACAGAAAAAGGGUACAGAAAUGAAAGGAACGGUAGAGAAGAUGAGGCUUCGCAUGAUGGAUCAGCUGCCGCCCAUCCAAGCAAUGGUCCACACAGGUUCCUACCACAUGUUAAUUGCUUACUGUGGUGACAUGCGCCUGAGGCUUUUUGGAGAUCACCGUCGAGCGUUCAGAUUUCUGGGUACAGUGCCCUGUCAUUUCUCCACCAGCUGCCUCUUCUAUGAUCCAGAAGCUGAGUUGCUGCUAUCUGGUACCCUGGGGGCUGUUGUUACCUGGUUUAUCUUGCCAAAUGGCAGGGGCAUCGAGAUGGCUCAAAUAGUACCUAUGGCUGAUCAUGAGCUUGUACAGGGAUUUUCCCUGAAUGGCCCUCAGGGAUCCAUGUUGGCUCUGUGUGAGGAUACAGUGAGGGUCUUCAUUCACCGGGGUCAGGGCCAGCUGGAAGAAGUGAAGAAGUUCACUCCUGUCGCCAGUGGCUCUUCCAUCACUUGCUCCUUUACUUGUGUCUCUCAGGGCAAUUUCUACGCUGGAAACAGGGCUGGAGAGAUCCACGCUUGGGGUUUAGACCAAGGUAACUUCCUCCACAGCUUUCAAGCCCAUUCCUCAUCAGUGAUAUGUAUCCAUAGCCGGCCAGAGAUCCACACCUUACUAACAGCAGGCAGUGAAGGCAUAGUGAGGGAAUGGAAUCUUACUUAUGGGAACUUGCUGCGACAGCUGAAUAUUGACAAGGAUCUUCAGAGACUGCAGUUUAUUGAUAAUACCACUUUUUUCUGCCAGACCACCUACAGUUUUUCAUUGCAUCACCUGCCCUACUUUUAUAGCCUCUUCAAUGUCUGUGGUUCUGCUCCCCAGCAGGUGCAGCGGGUCUGCUGCGGCCAUAACUGGACUCAGAUUCUAUGUGCCACUGAGGAUGGUUUAUUGCGCUUCUUGUCUCCAGUAACAGGGGAUCUCCUGGUUAUCACCUGGCCUCUACUUGUUAUGGAUAAGGCUUUGGCUUGGGCCUAUGACUCAGAGAGAGAGGAGCUCUUUGUGGCAAUAGGCAGUUCAGAGGUGCUGGUGUUUGAUGCAACACGCUCUCCUUGUACAGCCAAGUAUCUUGUGGGCACUUCAGCAGACCGUAAGGAUAGAGUAAGAUGCUUGGCCUAUGGGAGGUCCCAUCUGCAAAAAGGCCUAGGAGGAUUGAUGUUCUGUGGGCAUGAGAGUGGCGUUGUGAGAAUCCUUUCCCACUAUAGUUGUGCCCGAAUAGAGAAGACUGUUCACUCUGGGGCAGUAUUGGCAUUGUCUACCCUGGAAGGCCCUCAGGAAAACGGCUUGCUCUGUUCCUAUGGCACGGAUAACAUCAUACACUUGACAGAGGCCGUGCUUCAGGUGAACAAGGUAGUCCUUCAGCCUGUCGGCAAAAUCCUCUGUGGCUGCCCCCUAAAACGUGUGAUACUCUUGCCAGGUUCUGUGGGUGCCAUCACUGAAAGCUACUGCUGGCGUCUCUGGCACUAUGAAGGCUUUCUGACAUCUUCAGAAUCAAAACAGAGCUUUGUGUGGAGAGAGACAAAAUGCCUGCAUGAGUGUGACAUCACUUCAUUUGAUGUCUGCCUUCCUCUGAAACUUUUUGUCACAGGUGGCAUUGAUGGCUCAGUCCGGAUCUGGGACUUCCAUGGUAGACUUGUAACCGAGUUCGACUCAGCCCUGCAUUUUGGCCCGCUGUGCUUUGCCAAUAAUCGAGGUGACCUGUUGUUGACUUUCAACCAGAGUAUCUACAUGGUAUCUUGCUUAAAGCUGCUCCCUCCAGCUCAGCUGGUUCACCUGAGUAUCCUAAAAAAUGCAGAUGAAAUACAAGAAGUCCCUAAACCCUUCCUUCCCAGCUUCUUCUUUAUGUUUGAAACAGUAUUUGUACCCAGAUUUGUCUACCUUGGAAAAGGGCGGCAGGAAUUACAGGGGCUAGAGACCCUUGUCAACAAACGGUUCAUUGCUUUUGACAAUACUGUGCCUCAUGUUGUAGAAGAAGUGAGAAGCAUGUCCCUUGUGAUUCAGAAGACCAAAUUUCCUCUUUUGGAGGAUAAGGAUAUUGAUUUCUCUACUCUUGAUUCCAAGUAUAAUCGUCCCCGACAUGAGGUUCCUGCUCCGUUGCAGCUGGCUGGCUGGGAUGGAUUCAAUGCCUACCAAAUGCUACAGUGCUUCUUUGGUCAAGGGCGGCAAUGGCCCUUUGCUCCUGAUGGCUACAUCCCCAACUCAGUGAUCCGUGCCCGCCUUUGGCCUGAGGGUACCCCAGUCUUCCUAUGCUGUGAUCUGUAUUCAUCCUACCAAGUUAAGGACUGGGACUUGUCAUCUAUGACUCUAGUAGAAGAGAAAAUUUCAAGGAGUCAACAAAAGGAUAAAUCCAAGGUGCGAAAAGGAACUUCGCCUGAUAUUCUUGAAAGCAUGGCAAACCAAAAUUGGAUGAGAAGAAAAUAUAGUGGAAGGCUUAUGGAUGAUUUAAUAGAGGCCAUCCUCAACCUCACAAUUUACUGCUCUGUAGAGCAAUACAAGAGAUAUUUUAGGGUACUUGAACGUAUUUUUGCCACUUGCCAGAUACCUUCAGAUUUGGUUUCUAAGACUGCCCAUCGCCUCCUACAAGAUACAACCCAUUCCAAUCCACGUAUCCGUGAGCUAGCCUGGGAGGCGCUGGAUAGGCUAGGCCUCAUGAACCAUCAUUUUGGUAUUCCACUGGCUAUGGGAUUGAUGGACAGUGAUGAGAAUGUGCGGGCUAAGGCCUUAUACCUUAUGGUAAGAGUCACAGGCAUUCAAACCAAGACCAGGCUGGUACACCUGCUGAAGAAACAAGAAACUCUCCAGAAAAUGCAGCAAGAAAUUAUCGGAGAAAUCACUCUGGGCCAACUGCUGAAUAUUCAAGCUGAAGAUAUACAGUCCCUGCUUAUUCAUGUGGAGCAGCAGCUAAAUGAAAACUUGACUUUGUUACAAAGAGAAAAGUCAUUUACUUUUUCUUUUGAUAUACCAUGGUCUGAAGAACUUAAGGUCUUUUCUGAAGACAUGUUCAUACCUUUGUCAGAACCUGUAAAGAUCACCAAACCAAAGAAAACAAAGAGACAUUUUCAAGCAAGGAGCAGAAAGCUUAUUAAAAAGGAUCUGAGAGUUGCCAGGAAGCACAGAAAGACAAAAUUGGAAAAGUCUAGUUCCGUGUUGAUGCCUUCAGAAGAUGCAGGUGAACAAAGAGAGGCCGGGAAAUCAGAGCAAGUUGAAACCCAACAUGUUACCUUAGAGCCAGAGCUACCACUGAGUUCUGUAAGCACAGUCAAAUCCCAGGAUUAUGCUGAAACAGAGAAGGAGGUCAUUUUACAAGCUAUAGAGGCCAUGGAGGCCACAGAAGCCCUGGAGGCCACAGACGCCAUGGAAGCCAUAGAUCAAGGUAACAUGAAAGAUUACGGAGAUGUGAUCUCUAAGCUGGAAAGAAAAGAACACAUUAAAAGGCUUUGGAAAAAGGCAAUGAGAAAAAGCAGAAUAGCAGAUGUGCAGUGGAAAGAGAAAAAAGAUUUGAAGGAUAUUUCAGAGGUGACUACAGAAGAACCUAAGGAAGACGUCAUAAAAAUUGAUGAGAAAGAAGAAGGUAAAAGGAAGAAAAGUGAAAAGAAGAGCCGGGGUUUGGCUGGGACUCCUGGACGUGCAGGUAGACCAGACACCAGAUCUUGGAGGGAUGGCAUUUGUUCUCUUGUCACUUCAAGGAUAGCAAGUUCCCAUCCAGGAAUGUUAAGGGAUCUGGGCAAAGAAUUGGUAGGCCUGGCUAGGGUGAUACUUGCUGACCGACAGCCCAGCUGGACUCUCUUCCAAGAGAUAUGCCCCCUUUUACAGGAUUCAAGCUCAGUCUCAUUAGAAUUAGAUGACAGAGUAUUGGAAGAAACACCCACCAUAACAAAAAAAGUCAUUAAAGAGGCUGUCAAGGACAAAAGGACAGCAGUAUUGACAGAACGAGAGGAUAAAAAAGUGUUAAAGGAAGAUAAGGAAUUUUCUCAAGAAGGAAAGAAAAAGAAAGCUGUUUUCCCAGCAGAUCGCUUAGUCUUAGAGAAAAGGAAAUUUAAAAGAAAAAUGAGGAAACUGGCCAAGCAAGAAGGGAAAAUAGCUAAGGAAGAAAGGAAACUGACAGAGCCAGAGGAAAAAAUGCAGAGAAAGGAGAAACCAACCAAAGAUAAAAAGAAACCAACCCAUCCAGAAGAAAAAAUGGCCCAGGAAGAAGAAAUACCUGCUUCCCCACAAAAGGAAUUAAUUAUGGAAGAUCAGAAGUUAGUCCUAGAAGAAAAAAGACUAACUGGAAAAAGGGGACGACUACUAGGGAAAGGAAAGGAAGUGAUCAGGAAAAAGAAGAAGCCAAUCCUGAAAAGGGAAAGGUUGGAAUGGGAAAAGAUACAGGCCCAGGAGGAAAGCAUGAGGGCCCAGGAAGAGAAAGAGCUGGCUGAGGAAGAGGAGGAGCUGGCUGAGGAAGAGGAGGAGCUGGCUGGGGAAGAGGAGGAGCUGGCUGGGGAAGAGGAGAAGCUGGCUGGGGAAGAAGAGGAGCUAGCUGAGGAAGAGGAGGAGCUGGCUGAGAAAGAGGAGGAGCUGGCUGUAGAAGAGGAGGAGCUGGCUGGGGAAGAGGAGGAGCUGGCUGGGGAAGAGGAGGUGGUGGCUAAGGAAGAGGAGGAGCUGGCCUGGGAAGAGGAGGAGCUGGCCUGGGAAGAGGAGGAGCUGGGUUGGGAAGAGAAGGAGCUGGGUUGGGAAGAGAAGGAACUGGGUUGGGAAGAGGAGGAACUGGCUGAAGAAGAGGAGGAAGUGGCUGAGGAAAAGGAAGCACUAAUCCUAGACAUAGAGAAACAAGUUGGAGAAAGAAAGAAACACAUCUGGGAAAAGGAGAAACAUGUUGAGGAAGAGGAGAAAGAGUCCUGGGAACUGGGGAAACUGGUUCAGGAUCAUUGGUCUAGAGAAGAGGAAGGACUGUCUGGGAAAGAGAGAGAACAGACAUUAGAAAUGGAGAGGUUGGCAGAACAAGAGAGUAAAUUAAUCCAAAAAGAGAAAUGGUUUGGCAAAGAGGCCCUUUAUGGGGAACAGAAAGAACAAGACCAGACAGAGAGGCAGGCUCAAAAAGAGGAGAGCAAACAGUUAGCCUGGGAAAGAAAGAAACUGUACCUAGAAGACAAUGAAAAGUUUGGAGAACUGGAGAAAUUGUCAAAAGAAGAAGAGAAAUUAGCUCAAAAAACGGAGCAAGAAGCUGAGAAAAGAAAACAAUGGGCCAGAGAAAAAAUAAAACAGGUCUCCGAAGAGGAAAAAAUCACAGAGGAAAUCAAGAAAGGGUCCCCCAAAGAAGAGAAACAGACCAUAGGAAAAGAGAAAAAAACUGAGAAAAAGAAGAAACAGAUUGAGAAAGAUGAGAAAGCAAUUGAGGAAGAACAAUGGAUUCAGGAAAAACUAGCCUUACAAAAGGAGAAACUGGCCCACGAAGAGAGAGUAUGGAGUCAGAAAGACAUGAAACAGUCCUGGAAAGAGGAGAAAGAGGUAAAGCCAAAAAAACGAGUCUGGAAAAAAGAGAAAUUGUCCCUAGAAGAGGAGGAACAGGCUGGUGAAAUGGAGGAACAGUUCCAGGAAAAAGAGAAAGAGGCCAAGGAAAUAGAGAAAAGGGCAUUGGCAAAGAGACAGGCCCCAAAAGACAGUAAACUGGCCAAGAAAAAGAGUCAUAUUGCUGAGAAAGAAAAGGCAACGGCCAGGGAAGGAAUUGGCAUAACUGAGAAAAAGAAAAAAAUAACCCAAGAAGAGAAAGAAAUUAUGAAAGGAGAGGGCAAAUUGUCCCAGGAAGACAGGCAACUGGCCUAUGACAUUACGACCAAGGAGAGGGAUGUUGCCAAGAAAAAAAAGAAAACCAAAGAGGAAAGAAAACAGGCAAUGAGAAAACUGGAUAUGGAAAAAGGGAUUGGUUCUGAAGAAAAAGAGGCUCGCUCCAGGGAAGAAAAUAUAAGAAUGAAAGAGAAUCAACUGUUUGGGAUCCUGGCAGGAAUAGUUAGAGAAUUGAUUACAGUUCCUUCAGAAGAAAGAAAAAUAACUGAGGGAGAGACAUCAUCCAUUAUAGAAAAGAGUGAAAUUGAUGGCCGCAGGUGGGAAUUUUUUAAGGAACAGGAGGAAAUAAUUGAAGAAGAGAAGGAACAGGCUCAGAAAGAUAGGAAACUAGAAGAUAGACUGGCCACCAAAGAGAGAAUGGUAACUGAUAAAGAGAGCUCGGAGGAGGACCGAAAGUUAUUAAAGGAGGUCCAGGAAAAGAUACUAUUCAAUAAAAUCCAGGUACAGACUAUGUUAAAGGAGUUUCAGAAGACAAAUUUGUUAGAAAAAAGGCAGGUAGAGGAGCUUCUGAAGAGAGUUGAGGAGCAUAAACUAGAGAAGACUCAGAUGAAGUGGUUAUUGGAUAAUCUCAGAGGUAUACUAUUUGAGGACUUAUAUAAGAGCUUGACGGAGAAGGAAACAGAGGAAGGUCUAAUUAAGAAGGGGAAAGAGGAGGAGAUUCUGCCCAAGAAAGAGAAAAGGAAACGUCUGAUUAAGAAGAAGAAAGCAAGUACAAGUGAAGAGGAAUUGGAGGAUAACUUGGCUAAGAAGCUAAAGGAAAAGGGUUCGACUCAAAAAAGGAAAAUGGAAAAGAGGUUGACUAAGGAGAAAGAGAGGCUGAGUAAGAAAAAAGAGGGCCUACAAGAGGAAGAGAAGAGCCUUAGUGAAGAGGAGUGGGGGCGCUGGAAUGAGAAGGAGGAAGAGGAGAGCCUGAGUGAGAAGGAGGAGGACAGCUUGAGUGAGGAGGAGGAGGAAAGCCUGAGUGAGGAGGAGGAGGAAAGCCUGAGUGAGGAGGAGGAGGAGAGCCUGAGUGAGGAGGAGGAGAGCUUGAGUGAGGAGGAGGAGGAGGAGAGCCUGAGUGAGAAGGAGGAGAGCUUGAGUGAGGAAGAGGAGGAGGAGAGCCUGAGUGAGGAGGAGGAGAGCUUGAGUGAGGAAGAAGACAGCUUGAGUGAAGAGGAGGAGGAAGAGGAAAUGGAGGAAAAAGAGAAGGAGGAGGAGGAAAAGCAGAAGGAUGUGGAAAGCCUGAGUGAAGAGAAGGAAAAGGAGAGCAGACUUAUGGAGGCAAUGUUCUCAGAAGAGGAGAGAGUAUUGAAAACAAAGUUCUCAAAGGAAGAAGUGAGAUUAUCUAGGCUGGUGACUGAAGGUGAGGAUCUUGCUGAGGAAAGGGAGGGUACAGCUAAAGGAGAAAUGCAUUUUAAGAAAGAGGGCUUGCUUGAUGUAAGGAGAUACUCCAGACUUAUGGACAAGGCUAUGUGGCCAACAGUUCUGAAGAGCCUCUCCAAAAUACCAUGCCAGGUAACCCUGGAGGAAAAAGAGGGAAUGCCCCUGAAAGUGUUAGAGGAUCACUUGGAUUUUGAAGACAGAGAGGGCAGUCAACUUCUUGGAGUACACCCCGUGACAAGUUCAUUGGGAAGAGAAGAGAAUGAACUCUUGGAGAAAGCCAGAGGUAUGUUUUUACAAGCCAUGGAAACAGGCUUAGAGACCCAGGUCCCAGAAGGUCUCCAUAGGCCAGAGUUUCAAUUAUCUGAUACUUUCAUGGAACCACAGAAACCUAAACACAGACCCAAAGGUGAAAGAUGGAAGUGGUUCUUGGGGUAUCAGGAUUCUCUGAUGGGGGAAACUGAUGGUCAGGCUCCAGCUCCAGCCCCAGCCUUUUCACCUGAAAUGCCAGGUAGGAGAUAUCGAAGGCCGGCCUUCUCAGAAGCAAGCUUCUCAGAUGAGGAUUGGAUUAACAAUGCCUUAAAAAGGCUGGAAGCAGGAAAGCAACUUUCCAGGGACAGUUUUCAUCGACUGAGUCAGAUCCUCAGAGACUUUACUUCAAAGAGUUACUUGAAAUGGAUGCAUAUGUCCAAUCUUAAGGUCAUUGCUAAACAUCUCAGGCAGAACCUAGAGUUAAGUCACACUGAUAUAUUACAACCUUGCAAGGAGGUUUUGAGUUCAGUGCCCUUAAAAGAGAUCCCUCCAGUUAGAAGAAAAGAAACACAGAAGUGGUUGGGACCAUCCUCUAUACCCAAACCAGUAUUACCAUCAGCCAUCAAGAGGACUCAGACCCCACAGGCUCUCAGCUGGCAUCUCUUAGCUGAGUCCUACAGGAAGAAGCAGGCAAAACAGUUAUCCACUGCUCUCAAGGAGAUAAAGCACCUUUAUCCAGUCACAAGGGAUGUUCCUACAGCUGUUUGUCCCUCUGUGGAUAAGAAAUCUCUAGCCUUGGUAUUUGAGGAGGACUUCCCAGCCUUGACGAGGAAGGGUGAGAGCUCCAAAUUUCCAAUGGCAAAGAAGGAAGCACUGCCCAUCCCUGCUCCAGUGAUAGCAUCAACUACCACAAGAAUUCAAGUCCCUAAAGCUAUAAACUGGCAUCUUUUGGGAGAGCCUCACAGGAGCACGCGGGUACAACAGUUAUCUGAUGCCCUCAAAGAGAUGGAGAUGCAACAUUUUUAUCCUGCCACAAGAGACAUUUUCACAGGUGCCCAUGCCUCUGUGGACAAACAAACUCUAGCACUAAUGUUCCAGAAGGAUCUCGGGGCUUUUAAGGGUAAGGGCAGGCCACCCAAAUUACCCAAAUUGGAGAAGAAGGCACAACCAAUUUCUAAAAAGAAGGAAGAGAUGCCUUUGUGGGAGACGUUUGUGGCACUGUACCAUGUUUUGCGGAUGCUGCAGCAGCGAUAUGCAAAAGACAGUGCUGCUUGGAUGGAACAAUUCUAUCAGCUCAUGGACUUGUACCAACUUAAGUCCCCCAGAAUCCAGAGGCUUCUACUAGAGUUACUGCAGAGAGAGGAACUUCAACCCCAAGAGACCAUCUACAAAAAUGCCCUGAAGACCAAGGAGCUGGCACCUGGUGAGCGCUUGUUCUACCACCUGUUUUGUGGUCAUUCCCGUGACCCUGCGGGUCUCUUCAAGUUCCAGAAUGUAGUACCCCUCCCUGGGCAGAACAAAGUCCAUACUAUCCAACCUGAGGGCAUUGCCCAGUAUGGCUUCCUAGAACUUGCCUGGAAAAGCCUACCGCAACUCAGUCCUCACCGUAUUGAGAGGCUGCCCAGUAUUCCUACUCUUACUAUGAUUGGGCUUAAUAUUAGGACUUUGGGAUCCUAUGGGAAAAUGAGCCUGGGCCACAGAUUUUAAGCCUCUUUACUUGUUCCCCACUUUGAGGUGGGGCUAGAUGCAGACUCAUCUUCAUUCAGCUCCAGAAACCUGCUACUGUGUACUGAAUAAAGUGACAUUUCUC